AAUCUGUCACUGUCAAAAUUUAACUGCUGUGCAGUUUUCUUGGAUUUUCUUUCUUUCCCUUUUCUAGGUGUUAUCGGUUACCUAUCCUAUUAGCCGCCGGCUUCAUUUAGAUUUCCUUUCCUUGAACAAUAAAACCGUAUAAAAUCUACAAUGUCAGUCCAGACUUUGCUUUUAGACUUUUCCAUCGAUCCCGCUCGUUUGGGCGAUGAAAGCGGCCAAAAAACAGUGUUUGGUCAACUGGAAACUGUGCUAAAAGAUUAUAUUCCAAAUCUUAUUUUAGCCGCUGAAAUUAAUAUAGAAGGUGGGUCCUUGAAACUGUUGACAGGAAAGAAGGGGACAACAGUUUCUGUUCGCCUAUUUGACCGAGGCCUUGUCACUGUAAAUAUUGAAUAUUACAAGGAGGAUUCAGAGGAACCAUUAAUAAGCUUCAAGUCGGCGAGAGUAUUGGAAAGCCAGCUGAAAAAAUACAUCACUGUCAUAAAAUCGCAAGCUUAUACGCCGAUUAAAAGGUGCCUGUUUGGCAGGUACUAUCCAACAUCAGACGAGCGGCUUUUGGAGUACGAUAUCGAUGGAGUCAUAUUCGACGAACAAUCCCCCUUCCAAAGGGUGCAGAUUGUCCACUCGAAGUCUCUUGGAAAUAUGUUGGUGCUAGAUGAUUUGCAGAAUAUUUCUGAGGCUGAUCUGGUUUACACUGAAACUCUGAUGCAGAGGGGAAAGGAGUCAUAUGAAGGGAAGGAAAUAGUGAUUUUGGGUGGUGGCGACGGCGCACUGCUUUACGAGCUCCUUAAAGAGAAGCCGAAAUUCGUUUGGAUGCUGGAGAUCGACGAGCUGGUAAUGGACGCCUGCAACAAACAUCUCAAGUCUAUCUGCGGGGAUGUGCUCGAGAGAAGAAAGGGACCCAACUAUGAGAUUAUAGUCGAAGACUGCAUGCUGACCGUGAACAAGUUCAUAAAGGAGGGCAAGAAAGUGGACUACAUAUUCGGGGACCUCACCGACAUACCGAUAUCGGAGUCCGCCUGUGGGGAGCUGUGGGAGUUCAUGAUCACCAUCCUGCAGGCCUCGUUCAAGAUCCUCAAGCCCAAUGGAAAGUUUAUGACUCAUGGUAAUGGAGCCACUUCACCCGAGUCCUUGGAGCUUUACGAGCAGGAACUGGCCAAACUGAAGCCACCAGUCAAGUACAGCAAGAGCAAGGCAUUCGUGCCAUCGUUCCUCGAAGACUGGAUCUUCUAUCAGAUAUCAUUCAAAAACCCAGACAACGGAGACGCUUAACACAUCACAACCAAAGAACAGUGUUCCCUUAAAGUAUUCUCAUCACUAAGUCAUAUUAACGCCAUACUUUUAAGCGUAGUUAUUAUAACACAGUCCACUAUUAUAUUGAUAAGGUUUAAACACGUGAAACGUAGUAUUUUAGUAUCUUGUUCCUCAAUUUUUCUUAUGCGGGUGCUUUUUAGUAUUAAAGUUUACAACUCGAAUGUACGCGAUUGUCGGCGCUGUAACGGGUUAUGUACACGAAUGUACUUCGUUAACGGUAUUGUGACGCGACGAAUUAUUUUGAAUGGUAGUUUUGAGUUUGAGAAAAAUAUUGACUCUUUGUUUGUAUUAGAUUUAAAAGAAAUUUUGCUGUUACAUUUCUUGACAAUAUUUUGCUUAUUUCUUGAAUUGUUUUGUAUUAAUACAAUUAUUUUAUUGGGA
Molecule: messenger RNA, 1692 nt
Organism: Amyelois transitella
Lineage: Eukaryota; Metazoa; Arthropoda; Insecta; Lepidoptera; Pyralidae
Gene: Sms
Product: spermine synthase
Exons: 7
Coding region: 151-1269 (372 amino acids)
Biological process (GO): spermine biosynthetic process
Molecular function (GO): spermine synthase activity
Source: RefSeq, a predicted model, not a curated record